CGCAGCGGCAAGGGGAGGUUGAGGACUCGCAGCUUGUUCCGGGGUUUGAGCUGUUAGUCUGAACCGUAGGCGGUACUUCAGCUGCCACCCAUCUUCGAGGCUCACCUGCCGUUAAACGUCAUGGAAGAUUCUCAGAGUGAGCCACAGCGGAUAAUACGACGCCACCACCGCGAGAGGAAAGAGCUGCAGGCCCGCAUCCAGGGCAUGAAGAACUCGGUGCCCAAGAGCGACAAGAAGAGAAGAAAGCAGUUGCUCCUAGACGUGGCCCGCCUCGAGGCCGAGAUGGAGCAGAAGCACCAGCAGGAGCUGGAGACGUUCCGAGAGAGUUUCCCUGGUGACGGCAACCUCGACUCCGUCACCGAAGAUCUCUCCAAGAUGAAUCUUGAGAACCAGCCUCCCCGCCAGUCGAGGGCACAGAGAAGGCGUGAAAGAAGGGCGGCCCUCGAGAGAGUGCGCCAGGAGAGGAUGGCCGAGGCCGAGAUGGAGCAGCUGGCCAGCUUCCGCCGCGAUGAGGAGGAGAAGCUCGCCGCCAUCUUACGGUCCAAGAAUCUGGAGCUGAAGGAUAUGCCGGUCGACGGCCACUGCAUGUAUCGCGCCAUCCAAGACCAGCUGGUGUUCUCCGUGACGGUGGAGAGCCUGCGGAAACGCACCGCCAAUUACAUGCGCAAGCACGUGGACGACUUCCUGCCCUUCUUCCGCGACCCCGACACCGGCGACGCCUACAGUCGCCAAGAUUUCUUGAGCUACUGUGACAACAUCGUGCUCAGCCCGUCGUGGGGAGGCCAGCUCGAGCUGAGGGCCCUGUCGCACGUCCUGCAGACCCCCAUCGAGGUGAUCCAGGCCGAUUUGCCUGCCGUCGUCAUCGGGGUGGAGUACAGCAGGAAGCCGCUCACCCUCGUCUACCUGCGCUACGCCUGCAACCUCGGCGAGCACUACAGCUCGAUGAGAAUUGGUCAUGCCCCACGUGCCUUUGAGAUCAAAAUGGAAACUUGGUUCGAUGCAUUCCUAACUGGGGAAAAAAGAGUUUAGCUCGGGAUCUUAGGAUCGUCCCGUGAAUUCAUUGGAUUUUAGAUAAAGGUGGAGUUUCUCUGAUCGAAAUGCUUUGUGAAUGCCUUCUGCUUAUUCUUUGGGAACAAAUGUAUCGCAGGCUGUUUUUUGGGGGGUUGCUUUUUACUUCAGCUGGGUUCUUCCGGAAAUGUCUCAAGUUAUGAACAAGAGCUCCUCUAGUAUUUUGUUUUGUUUGUUUUCAUACAACCUUGUGUGGUUCACGAUUAUUUUUCUUUAUUUAGGAUUUGCUAAAGUCUACAUAAGAGUGUUUGUUAAACUUAGAAAUUAAAUGCACCUACUAAACAUAGAAACUAAAUUUACAAAAACUGAUAGGUAAGGUUCACUCUGAGAUGUGAAAGAUCUCAAGUUAAUUUCCUUUAUUAAAGAUAAGAAGGAAUAUGACUUUAUUCAAGUAGGUAAUCCAUUUCAUUUUGUCUACAAUUGGCACGAAGCAAAAAGAGACACACUGAUGGGCAACUUAACUUCCUGUAAGGGUGAAGCCCGAACUAGUAAGUUUUCUUUACUGUGAGACAUGAAAGGGUAUAACUUUAUUCAAGCAGUUCAGAAAAAAAAAGUGAGCAUUCUACUUUUGUUGAUAGUCAAGACUUGUUGAUAUCUUGAGUUCUCCGGUAGAAUAGUAAAAAUGAAAGGAUUUACAGUAAACAGUUUAAAAGUUUUCACAUCUUUAGAUCCUGUGUUUCAGUGAGGCUACUUAAUUUCAUUUAAAAAGUCCAUUGUA
This is a messenger RNA of Zalophus californianus (California sea lion), 1786 nucleotides long. RefSeq names its product OTU deubiquitinase 6A (gene OTUD6A). Gene Ontology annotation, molecular function: cysteine-type deubiquitinase activity. The record is from RefSeq and is a predicted model, not a curated record. Lineage: Eukaryota; Metazoa; Chordata; Mammalia; Carnivora; Otariidae. The coding region runs from base 121 to 1029 and encodes 302 amino acids. Gene Ontology annotation, biological process: protein K29-linked deubiquitination; protein K33-linked deubiquitination; protein K11-linked deubiquitination. The transcript has 2 exons.